Messenger RNA from Colletotrichum godetiae, 1833 nucleotides. Its product is annotated as fungal-specific transcription factor domain-containing protein. Gene Ontology annotation, biological process: DNA-templated transcription. The transcript has 6 exons. NCBI's taxonomy places the organism in Eukaryota, Fungi, Ascomycota, Sordariomycetes, Glomerellales, Glomerellaceae. Bases 1 to 1833 code for a protein of 610 amino acids. Gene Ontology annotation, molecular function: zinc ion binding; DNA binding. The record is from RefSeq and is a predicted model, not a curated record.
AUGAGGGAUGAAUCAAGUGGCCCGAUCAUUGCAGAUGGUACGCAUGAAAAGGAAAGUCAGGAGACUCGGCCUAAAGCGCCAAUAGAUCCUGUCGCGUCGAAGCUCAUCAACCCUCUGUCCACGGGCCAGUCGGAGUACACAUCAGCGCCGAAUGGAAGGCUAUUCUACCUGGGCACGUCAUCUAACUGGUCAUUCACCCGACGCGUCCUCAACAUCACACACCAAUACGUCCACAAGACUCCGUUGCCAACCAACGCUCUGCUCUUCGAUGGCACGACGUACGCCCUCGAUUGGGAUGGCUACAGAGCCGGCGAAGUCCCAGAUAUACCAGCCCUUCCAACGCAGGACUAUGCCAUCUACUUGGUCAACGCCGUCAAGUUCCACUGCGGCCAAAUGUUCCACCUCUUUGACGAAGAAACGUUUAUGAAGUCCUUGUACAGCUUUUAUUCUGACCCUAAUCCUAGACCCGAUCCUACCGAUCCGUGGUUUAUUCAUUUCUUGCUCAUACUUUCUUUCGGAAAAGCGUUCACGACAAAGACCAACAGGGGGAAUAGGCCCCCUGGCCAUGACUUCUUUGUCAAGGCUAUGCAGCUGCUCCCAGACUUCAGUGUUUUGCUGAAAACCCAUGUUCUGUCAACUGAGAUCAUGUGUUGCAUUGCUCUAUAUACGCAAUGCAUUGACUUUAGACACUGUUCAUAUAACUAUAUCGGACAAGCACUCCGCAUUGCUCUUGGAGAGGGAAUGCAUACAGACAUGCCUGUGCAGCAACUAGGAGAGGCAUAUGUUGAAAGAUGUCGAAGGCUAUGGUGGACAGUACACAUCCUUGACCGCGAGAUAACGUCGUUGUUUGGCAUGCCGCCUUCGAUACAUGACGAUUAUGUACUCUGUCAACUGCCGACCUACUCCGGCUCAGUUCAGAGGACAGCCGCGUUGCGAAUGCGUAUCAAGCUGUCGAAGGUCAUUGGGAGCAUCAAUAGGAAGGUCUACGGCCUCGACGGAAGACUCAACAACAAGUUCAUGCUGGGCACCAAAGAAGUGCUUGCUAGCGUGGCAGAAAUUGCUGAUGAGCUGCAACAAUCGUUCGCGCUUCCUCUGGAGAGAGACACCAGCUGCAUUUCGAGGACAUCCGCCCAUUUGCAUUUACUGCACCAUCAGUGCAUUGUUCUCGCAACUAGACCGCUGCUUUUCUGUUUUCUGAAAAUUCGAUUCGAAUCUCAGAGUAAAUGCACAGAGCUUUUAGGGUCUUCGCAGACGGUCAGAAAUUUGAUUCAGAUGUGCAUUGAUUCUUCUCAACAAAUGGUUUCGAUACUAGACUGUUUACAAUCUCAAGGGUUGCUGGAAACCUUUCUUCCAUUCGACCUGGAAGCCAGCUUCGUGUCUGCCAGCAGUCUACUACUUGGACCCGCAAUUGAUCCGCAAUGUUUCGAGUGUCUCGAUCCAUCCCUCGAGAAAGUCUACACCGUUUUGGACGAGAUGAUUAUGGCUGGGAACGGGAUCGCCAAGUACCGCAAAUUUGAACUCCAGCAGCUGGAGAACAUGCUACAACGGCUUACGCCUUGGCCCUCACAGGCUUCCGAGCAAACGACGCUUGUAGACGAGGCGCGGCAAACGCAGCCUCCGGAUGACACGAGUCCACAAGACACGGUGGUCUCGUCCAUGGCGACGGACCACUCACAGCACGAGAGCUACUCUUCUUCUAUCCCAGGGAACAUGGAUGAGAUGGCUUAUGAUAGCGGGCUGACUAUGGCGCAAUUAUUGGACAUGGCCAACUCUAUUGAGCAGGAAGAUUCGGAGUGGAUGUCUCAAACGAUAGUGGAACAUAGCAUUUGGUAG